AUUUUUGACAUUGACUUAUGAAAAUAUCAAGGAAACCAUUUUCAAUAUCUUUCCCAAAAUAAAUAAAAACACUACACUAUCCCAAAAUAAAUAAAGUGUUUAUAAGACAAUAUACGAUCUUUUUACAAUGACGACGCCCCCUGACGCUGGAGAUUCUUAUGACCAGUUUGAUGAAGAGGAAACUGAGCAGCAGCUUGGGGCGACAGCUUCAGGUCGCAAAAGGCUGUUCAGCAAAGAAUUAAGAUGCAUGAUGUAUGGCUUUGGGGAUGACCAAAAUCCGUACACAGAAAGUGUGGAUUUCUUAGAAGAUUUAGUUAUCGAAUUUAUUACUGAAACUACUCAUAGAGCAAUGGAGGUUGGUCGAACAGGCAGAGUUCAGGUAGAAGACAUUAUAUUCUUAGUUCGUAAAGACCAGCGCAAGUAUGCGCGUGUCAAAGACUUAUUGACAAUGAAUGAAGAACUCAAGAAAGCAAGAAAAGCUUUUGAUGAAGUUAAAUAUGUUGAAGAUCAACAAUAACAUGAUGAUUGAACAAGGCUGCCAUGCUACUAAGACUGAUGCAAAAUAAAUCAGAAGGAAAGGCUGGAAGGAUGUUACCUAAUUUUCGAAUAUGUUGUACAGCCAUUUCCACCAAGAAUUAAAUUAAGCAUUAUUUGUAUUGAAUUGUAAGAACACUAAUCCUUGCAUACUUUAUGUGAAAUACAUUCCUCUUAGAACUUCAAUAUAAUCAUUGUAGUUCCAAAACAAUAAAAUAUUGAUUUAAAAUC
Helicoverpa zea (corn earworm) is the source of this 765-nucleotide messenger RNA. RefSeq names its product transcription initiation factor TFIID subunit 13 (gene Taf13). The transcript has 5 exons. Bases 128 to 517 code for a protein of 129 amino acids. The record is from RefSeq and is a predicted model, not a curated record. Gene Ontology annotation, molecular function: protein heterodimerization activity. Gene Ontology annotation, cellular component: transcription factor TFIID complex. NCBI's taxonomy places the organism in Eukaryota, Metazoa, Arthropoda, Insecta, Lepidoptera, Noctuidae. Gene Ontology annotation, biological process: transcription by RNA polymerase II.